AUGAAAAUAAUAAUUUUUUUUUAUUAGAGUUAGUAUAAUUUUUCCUAUUAAGAGCAAGCUUAAAGGAUAUAACAAUUAGUAGCCAUAUUCAUUUGCUAUAAUUUUGGCUGUAAAAAAAUUUUAUUAAAAUUCUUAAAAUAGAGUUACAAGGAAUAAUAAAUAUAUUUAGGAAAAUAUGAUAAAUUACCUUUUGAUAAAAAGGAAAAAAUGCUUUAAGUUCAUAAGGUGAGUUCAAAUUAAGUAAUCAACCCUUUUGAUAAAAAAUAAGAUAAAUAAAUAAAUAACAAUUGUUAAGAUUCCUAAAAAUUUUAAAAAUAAAAUUAAAAUUAAAACCUAAAUUAAACUUAGAUAAUUAAUUAAACCAUAAUAAAGACGUUAUUUGAAGAAGAAUUAUCUAAAUAAUAUUAGAGUAGUGAAUUUGAAGAAUUUAUAUAAGAUAAAUCUUACUAAAAUAAAUUUGAGAAAUUCACAUUUCAUAAUUAACAGUUAAAAUAAUCAAAUAGUAUAUCUCUUAGCAGGUAAAAAGAUUAUUUAAAUUAUUAAAAAUAUGUUUUUUUACCUCUACCUGAAAACAAAAAUAUGUAUCAUAAAUCUGAAAAAUUGAUAAAUAGCUAAAUAAGUUAGUAUUCUGAUUUAAAUUAAAUUAAAUCUUAAGUAUCCUAGCAAAAUAUUUAAGAAAAUUUCGUUACAUUUAAUCAAAUUAAUACAUCUCUACAGGUUUCUAAUUUUAGUAAGUUUACUAAAAAAUCAGUUGGAUUUUAUGAAUGUAAAAAUUAAUAAAAUUAGAAAUAAAUAAAUGAAAAAUAAAAGAUACUUAAAGGACUAAAACCAUUAUUUUUGGAAAUGAAAAUAAUCAAAAAUGUUUUUCAAAACUUAGAAAGACUCGUAAAUUAUAAAAUCGAAUCUUAAUACCAAAAUUCAUAAGACUAAAUGAACACUCUUUUUCAUUUUGCAAAAGCAAAAGAAACAUUUCAAUAGCUUAAAAAUUAAACAGGAUUGGGUAGAUGUUAUUUUAACUUGGGAAUUAUACAUCUUAUAAAAUAUGAUUACAAUCUAGCAUCUGAAUAUUUUGAAUCUGCUAUUUAAAUGAAUCUCGAAAUAAUAGGAAUAAAUCACGAAAAUUUAAUUAAUUAUAAAAUAAUAAAUCAAGAUAGUCAUCAAUCAGUUAAUCAUUUGAAUAAGCUUUCUCUUUGA
Molecule: messenger RNA, 1194 nt
Organism: Tetrahymena thermophila SB210
Lineage: Eukaryota; Ciliophora; Oligohymenophorea; Hymenostomatida; Tetrahymenidae
Product: tetratricopeptide repeat protein
Exons: 3
Molecular function (GO): protein binding
Source: RefSeq, a predicted model, not a curated record